UGAUAAAGUGGAUCAUUCCGUGCCGUGAAUGGAGUUCCGUGAUUCUUUAUUUCUGUAAUACUAAAGUAUAGGCGACAGUCAACGCUCGGUUACACAAAUAUACGCAAAAAAACCCCCGAUUAAUUCAACUCCAUUUCAUUUGUGUGGCGCCAAACAGUUCCCACAAUGAGCAAAGCACGCGUGGAGUGAACCUGUUGAAAACAGCGUAGAGCCUGCUGAGUACCAGAGAACACACACGACCAACACGGAGCAGGAAGAGGAAGAGGAGGAGGAGGAGGCCACACUUCUCGCGGUGUGUUAAUCUGUGUUAAUCUGAGAGCUGGGCAGAGGAGCAGCAGCAGGUGGUGGAGGGAAAGUGAAGGGAAGCCGCUAUAAACAGACACGAGGAGAUCUGAACUCUGAUCAGAGCAUCAUGUCUGGGUUGACGGGGAAAGUCCAGACGGUCCUGGGCCUGCUGGACCCCGACCAGCUGGGCCGCACCAUGACCCACGAGCACCUGACCAUGAGCUUCGAGUGCUGCUACUUCCCCCCUCCCCCGGGUGACGAGGCGGUGGCCGAGGACCCGUUCCACAUGCGGCACAUGCACUGGCUGAGACAGAACCCCUACAGCUGCCACGAGAACCUGCUCCUGCAGCAGGAGGCCGGCGCCGUGCAUGACGAGCUGCUGGCCUACAAGAAGGCCGGCGGGGGCACGAUAGUGGAGAACACCACCAGGGGCAUCGACCGGGACCUGCCCACUCUCCGGCAGCUGGCCCGAGACACCGGGGUCCACGUCGUCGCGGGGGCAGGGUACUAUGUGGACUGCACCCACUCCGAGGCCACGAAGAAAAUGAGUGUGGAGAAGCUCACGGACAUCAUCGUCGGCGAGGUGCUUCACGGCGCAGAUGGCACGGACAUCCGCUGCGGUGUGAUAGGAGAGAUCGGCACCGGCUGGCCCAUCACGGAGAGCGAAAAGAAGGUGCUGAGGGCCACGGCUCACGCUCAGACUCAGCUGGGCUGCCCCGUCAUCAUCCACCCCGGCAGGAAUCCCGCCGCUCCGGCUGAGGUCCUCCGGAUUCUGCAGGAGGUCGGCUGUGACAUCGGCAAAACUGUCAUGUCUCACCUGGACAGGACCAUAUUUGAUGAGGCUGAACUGCUGGAGUUUGCUAAACUGGGGAGUUACCUGGAGUACGAUCUGUUUGGAACCGAGAUGCUGGACUACCCGUAUAACCUGGAGGUGGACAUGCCCAGUGACAGCCAGAGAGUCAAGGCCUUGGCGUUGCUGGUGAAGGAGGGCUACGAGGACAAGAUCGUGGUCGCACACGACAUCCACACCAAGAACCGCUUGACCAAGUACGGCGGCCACGGCUACUCGCACAUCCUGAAGAACAUCGUGCCGAAGAUGCUCACGAGGGGCAUCUCGCAGCACCAGGUGGACAAGAUUCUCAUCGACAACCCAAAACGCUGGCUGACCUUCAAAUAAUGUGUAUAAAGGAGACCCAAGACAGGAAUUUGAAUGUGCCGAUUAUUUUAUCUUCAGAUAAUGACUGAACAACCCACAAUGGAUAUUUGCAUUAUGGCUUUGCCAUAUCACGCAGACCAAGGUGAUGCCUAAAUGUGGCUUUGGACCCUUAAACCAAUAACGGCUUUUUGGCUAAUCACUAAUGUGUCCUAAAUUUGUCGGCAAAGCAAAAAAUUAUAAUUAUAAUAAAACAGCUGAUUGAUUUUUAUAGAGCCCCUUAUUAUGUAUUAAAUUAAAUUUAUAUUGUGACUAUACAGUAUUCACUUUCUGAUCAAAUUAAAUAACGGAGCCUUUGCAGGAGUCACAGUUUCUCUGAUGAGCAGUGUUGUUUUGGUCCCGUCUCUGCCACAGAAAACAGCUUUAUCUUGUCUGCAGGAAUGCAACAAUUUAUUCCCUUUUUUUUCUGCUGAGGGUAUCGUCUGCGAAGGUGCUCACAUACAGUAUAUGGUGCUAAUAGACGUUUAAUUUUCAAUGUUUUGCCGCCGCAGCGCCUUUCUCCAUAUUUGCGAGUGACAUUUCUGCAAACACGUUUUUUUUUUUUUUAUGGAAGGUAAAUAACGAGCGCGUUGGUUAAUCAGUAUGCUGCUCGGCUCCCGACACAAUGUGGCUCUGUGUUAGAUGAGUUGUCCUGUCGCCCCUCAGUGGGUGUCUGGGUGUCUAUGGGAGGCCGACUGUCUGGCAGGCCCAGAUGAAGGACAUGUUCUCCUCUCACCUGGAAACAGGUGGCCUCGCAGGGUGACUUCGCCACAUGAUCAAUGGCGCGAUCGCAACAUCCGACUGUGUGCGCCAUGAAAAACUAUAUAACUUUUGAUUAAUCUUCUCCGGAGAGGAUUACAAAGUGAGCCAGAGGAUUUCAUUUUACAAUAUAUUUAACAUUGUAGCUGACAGUCUUAUCUGGGGAGGGGGCUUAACAGUCAGCCGGCAGAUCGAUGGACAUUUUUUGGGCUCGAGGAAAAGAUUUCUGUCCGUCUGACUGUCCAGCUUUGCGGCGGUGACUAACUACCAGACCUCCCCCUGUUGUCCCAACCAGCUGUCAUAUCUAGACAGACAAGAAAAAUGAGUUACGCUGAUCAUUUUUGAAACACUGCUUCAAUGUGAACAUCAGAAAGGCCCUUUACAGAUUUCAAUCUCUUCAAAUAUCUUUAUGCUUCUCAAGAGUUAAAAUGUGGAUUUGUAUAAUCAUGCAUCACUACAAAUUUUAAUAUUUUCACCCAAAAUGCAAAAACUAUCACAUAUUUGUGAAAAAAUAAAGCACACGUGUGGACGAACAA
Messenger RNA from Scophthalmus maximus (turbot), 2772 nucleotides. It is a transcript of the gene pter, whose product is annotated as phosphotriesterase related. The record is from RefSeq and is a predicted model, not a curated record. Gene Ontology annotation, biological process: catabolic process. Gene Ontology annotation, molecular function: zinc ion binding. NCBI's taxonomy places the organism in Eukaryota, Metazoa, Chordata, Actinopteri, Pleuronectiformes, Scophthalmidae. The transcript has 5 exons. The coding region runs from base 413 to 1462 and encodes 349 amino acids.